Porites evermanni is the source of this 2299-nucleotide messenger RNA. NCBI's taxonomy places the organism in Eukaryota, Metazoa, Cnidaria, Anthozoa, Scleractinia, Poritidae. The record is from the annotation of a GenBank genome assembly.
AUGUCUAGCAAAAGAAAAAGUCCUGUCGAUGGCUUGGCCCUGCCAUUGCCUCCAUCAAAGAGACAAAAAGUCACUGUUUUGAGUAAAUGUUACAUUUGCCAAAGAGACGUACCUGGUAAUCCCCUGAGCAAGGGCAAGAGUUCUUCCAUUGUUAACCUCCUUGAAUCAGCAAAAUGUCGUGGGGAUGAUGUCUAUGUGAGAUUAUGCAAAGAUGGAGUGGAGUCAGUGGAGGAUCUCGUUGAAGUAGUAUGGCACUCAGGAUGCUAUUCAUCGUACACUAGUAAAAGGACCAUCCAGUUUGCGUCUAGUAUAGACACGAAUGAUGCAGCUAGUGAGGAGGAAUGUGGAUUGGUCAAAGUGCUUUUUUUGCAAAAAGAAAACUUACAAGAAAGUGACAGAAUUGAUAAACAUUUCGACGUUCACAGCCUGCCAGACCAUCAAGAGGGCUGCUACUAUUCAAGGCGACGAAGCUAUGCUUCACCUUCUCCUUGGAGUUAACGAUGAUCUUAUCGCUGCUGAGGCGAAAUAUAACAAGAACUGUUAUUCGCUUUAUACUGCUAAGAAAGUCAGAGAUGACAAAGGUGAAAGCAGCAACGAAUUGCACCACGAGAACGCUUUCAAGCAGCUGGUGGAAGAACUAAGACCAGGACUGGAGCAGGGUCGGGCGUAUGACAUGGCGUCACUACUGAUUAAAUAUCGGGACUAUCUGUCAGAGAAAGGAGUGACAGGAGAUGGCUACACGUCACAGCGGUUGAAGGAUCGUCUGAAGAGUUCCUUUGCAGAAGAAAUAACUUUCCAUCAACAGCUAGGGAAGGCCAAGCCGGAGCUGAUUUACUCAUCGAAUGUCAAACUGCAAGACGUUAUCAAUGCAUGGGCUAUCGCACAAAGUAAUCAGGUAAAUUACAACAGUAUAAUACAAAUAUGGUUUUAUGUAAGCAUAGGUAAUAGCAUGUUAUUUGGGAUAAAUACCACGAGUGAUAUUUCAAAAUUGUUACACAAAUAUGGGACAAUUUUGAAAUAUCACCAGUAGUACUUAGUCUAAAUACCACGAACAACGUAUGCUAUUAUUCGUUUAUAAUAUGUUUCAAUAAAAGCAAUGAUUUUGAAAUACCACUAUUAAGGAUAGAUUCCACUCCUCUUAGCCAAUCAAAUUGCAGAAUUUUCUUGAAUCAUAUUAUAAAUAGCGUUAUCCCACUAAUCGGCCAGGGCUACAAUCUACCAAUAAUACAAAAUUGAAAGCCGUGAGCUUCAAUGUUUGUUAUUGUCGUUAACAUUUUAGGAAGACGACGGAAAUUGUAAGCAAAUUGCAAGUCUUGCAGGAGGUAUAAGGGCCGAGAUGAAAACAUGUUCUGGGAUAACAGCAAGACCACUGGAUGUGAAACAAGUUUCUCUAGAGGCUGCCCGACAGGUCGUGCCUGACAGCCUAUACUGGUUGAUUCGCUUUCUGGUAACCGGUGAAGCUGGCAAAACAAAUUGCCCCUCUCAGUGUUCGAACACCUCAAACGAGCGUCAAAUAUUAAGUAUUUGUCAGGACAUAAUCCACUGCUCAACCAAUGGCCGGGUGAAGACUCCAAAGCAUGCGGGAUUAGCCAUUACAGUCCAUCAUUUGACAUCUUCUCGACGUCUAAUAACACUGUUGAAUAAAAUGGGGCACUGCUCGUCCUACGACGAGAUGCAGGCUAUCGACACCGGUGCUGCGCUAGAGGGGCUUGCGAAGGCUAAUGAAUUUGGAAUGGUUAUCCCUUCUAACAUUUCUCCUGGUCCCUUUAUUCAAAUCGCCGCCGACAACAACGAUCUGAACAAGGAGAUGUUAGAUGGCAAAAAUACGACCCAUGCUACCACAAUGGUGGUAUAUCAGAGAAAGGCAUUUGGUCCUGAUCUGCCCCCAGCGCCACCGGUGGAUCACACCACCAAGCGAAGGUCUUUGCAGUCAACGUCCAGUAUUUAUGACAUACAGGAGUGCUAUGCUCACGGACGAAGGCCCGCGGUAUCUGCAUAUGUGAAUCAAGUAGAGAAUAAGUGGUUUGAAGAUGGAAAGGAGUGCUUUAUCGAUGCAAGUCGGAGUGAUGAAGUUUGGCGCUUGAUGCGACUUCAUCCAUCUAGUUUACAGCAAGCCUCAGAGCCCGGCGAUAAUCAACCCGUUCCAGGCUGGAGUGGCUUCAAUGCCAUUCUAUUCCCAGAGAUGGCUUACGAGAGCAACAUUGGAUACUGCCCAAUGAUAGACGGAAACUCAACCGAGUAUAGUACCAUAUACACAGUCCUGAAGCAUGCACAGAAGUUAACAUCUGCUCUGGGGUAA